Brachypodium distachyon (stiff brome) is the source of this 1385-nucleotide messenger RNA. Its product is annotated as mini-ribonuclease 3. Gene Ontology annotation, biological process: RNA processing. The coding region runs from base 84 to 845 and encodes 253 amino acids. Gene Ontology annotation, molecular function: ribonuclease III activity. Lineage: Eukaryota; Viridiplantae; Streptophyta; Magnoliopsida; Poales; Poaceae. The transcript has 7 exons. The record is from RefSeq and is a predicted model, not a curated record.
CUGAGAAAAGAGUAAAAGAAAAUCUUGGAUUCCGGAGGUUGUUUAUCCAUUUGUACCCGCGACGGCGCAAGAGUUUCCCUGCAAUGGCCUCCGUCGCGGCGACCAUGGCGACGCCGACGCGCCACCACCGGUUCCGCGUGCGCGCCGCCUGGGAUAUGAAUCCGGGGGCCGCCACCGUCGCCAUGCCUAAGCCAUCCAAGGCCAAGGCCAAGCCCGCUCUUCCGCAGUCACCGGCGACGGCGACCACCCCGGCCCGCGCGCCGCCUCCCACGCACGAGGACCUCUUCGCGCGCAGCAGCGAGGGACAAGCAGCAAAGAAGAGCACAUAUAUGGGUUUUGAGAAGUGGUGGUUGCCACCGGCGCCAGAGGUGAAGAAGCCCCGUUCACUCUACAAUGCGGCAUCACUGGCAUACUUGGGAGACUGCAUAUAUGAACUUUAUGCUCGGAGACACUUCUUCUUUCCACCACUAAGCAUCAAUGAAUACAAUAAGCGUGUGAUGGAUGUCGUGAAAUGCGAAUCACAGGAUCUCUUACUGAAUAAACUUCUCGGAGAGGAUUUUCUAACUCAAGAAGAAAGGGACAUACUUCGUUGGGGAAGGAACAUUGUUAGCAGCAAAACUCGUACCAGAAAACGUGCAGGGAUUGCAGUCUACAAUCGAGCAUCUUCACUUGAAACCCUGAUCGGAUAUCUUUACCUCACGAAUUUCAAGCGUUUGGAGCAAAUGAUGUUUCAAUUAGGAUUCACAAGUGGUGCUUCGUCACAGAAUAUUGCAGAUGAGCUGCGUGCGAGCUUCCAGGAAACAUCCUCCACUCCUGUACAAUCUCAUCAACCCCCAAAUCGAUGAGUAGUUUCCAAACACAGUGACCUUGGUACGGAACGGUACUUCCUCUGAUGACGCAGCAACUGAUACAAGAAUGAAAAAAUAGUGGAAGUUGUUUGCGUGUCAGCGAGCUCUAGUGAGUUGAACAACAUAUAUGGUGCAUGCAGCCAUGCAAGAGUAAUUGUGGAUGUCAAGGAGCUGGUGAUUCUUAUAUGCCGACACCAUUAAGGCCACGAGUGCCUAGACACCUGAGCUUUCUGUGGAUUCUGUGUAAUUCUUGAAUGAGGGCUUGUUUGCAAAGAUCUGUGGAAUGACCCGGUGUCGAAACUAUGGGGGGAAGCUUUAGAUGUAUCAGCUGGACGUUGAUUUUUAAACAAUAUACUUAGAAGAGUUAUGAUAAUCUGAAGCAAAUCACUCAAAACACCUUUAAGGUUAUUACUUUGAUGGAAAGCUCAUUUAAGUUUGAUAAGGAAGACAAUUGUCAAAGCCCCUUGUAUGUUCCAAAACUUUUGUGGCUCGAUAGACGAUAGCAUUACAGAUAUGGAUUGAGCUGGCUUCAAAAUA